CCCACCGCACAAAAACAGGGAGAAAAAACCCAAAGAAAUCGACCGGGAGAAAAGGAGAAAAAAAAAAGAGGGUAGGAGGAAAAGCUUCCGAGCUCGGGAUCGGCGAUGGAGGUGGGAUCGAAGGCGAAGAAGGGCGGCGCGGCGGGGCGUCCCCGCGGCGGCCCGAAGAAGAAGCCUGUCUCACGCUCCGUCAAGGCUGGCCUCCAGUUCCCCGUUGGCCGCAUCGGGCGCUACCUCAAGCUCGGGCGCUAUGCCAAGCGCGUCGGCACCGGCGCGCCAGUCUACCUCGCCGCCGUCCUCGAGUACCUCGCCGCCGAGGUCCUCGAGCUGGCGGGGAACGCUGCGCGGGACAACAAGAGGAACCGGAUCAUCCCGCGGCACGUGCUGCUCGCGAUCCGUAACGACGAGGAGCUCGGGAAGCUGCUGGCCGGCGUCACCAUCGCGUACGGAGGGGUGCUGCCCAACAUCAACCCCGUCCUGCUUCCCAAGAAGACCGCCGCCGCGGCUGCCAAGGAAGCCAAGCCGGGCAAGGAGGCCACAGCCAAGUCUCCCAGGAAGGCCACCGCCAAGUCGCCCAAGAAGGCGGACGCCUCUUAGGCCCGGGAAGUGCAAUGCCGGUGCCCCGUCUCCCUCCCUCGCUCCCUCCCUCCCUCUUCCCCGUCCACCUGAGUCGUCGUCGUCAUCAAUUCGUCGUUGCGUGCUAUCGUUGUCAUGGAUCAAUUGCUCCUCGUUUGAACUUCAAUUACGUCGCGUUUAGCUUCCGAUCAGCUUGUACUAUGUAGCUUAACAUUGGUGUAGGUUCGGGGAGUGUGUAGGGCGAGGGACGGGUUGGGAGGAGGAAACUGUGAAUCGCUUGGCGUUGUUUGUAAUAAUGUUGUGAAGAUUUGGAAAAUUAAGGGCUUCUAUUCUGAUUGCCUAUAUGUGCUUUUGCUGCGUGCUUGUAGUGA
Brachypodium distachyon (stiff brome) is the source of this 947-nucleotide messenger RNA. RefSeq names its product probable histone H2A.4. Lineage: Eukaryota; Viridiplantae; Streptophyta; Magnoliopsida; Poales; Poaceae. Bases 106 to 597 code for a protein of 163 amino acids. Gene Ontology annotation, cellular component: nucleosome. The record is from RefSeq and is a predicted model, not a curated record. Gene Ontology annotation, molecular function: structural constituent of chromatin; DNA binding; protein heterodimerization activity. The transcript is spliced from 2 exons.